This is a messenger RNA of Helianthus annuus (common sunflower), 1316 nucleotides long. RefSeq lists its product as uncharacterized. Gene Ontology annotation, cellular component: chloroplast. The record is from RefSeq and is a predicted model, not a curated record. Lineage: Eukaryota; Viridiplantae; Streptophyta; Magnoliopsida; Asterales; Asteraceae. Bases 119 to 1108 code for a protein of 329 amino acids. The transcript is spliced from 12 exons.
AUUAACAAACUAACCUCCAACCUCUCAUCAUCCCCCUUCAAAAUCCCACAUAUUUUCAUAGCGGCAUUUCGUCGAACACUCCAAGUGCACAACCCCAGUUUCUCGCCGGAGGAUAAUCAUGGCCGGCGUUCUCAAUUUCACGCCUUUACCCUCGAUUUCUAGACCCAUUUUGCGUCACAACAGAUCAAAACCAUCAAGCAGUAGCAGGGUUUUCGUUAUAAAAUCAUCAACAGAAGUUUCCGAUACAUCUUCCACUUCAGUUUCUGCAAUCACCCCUCCGCCCAACUUCAAGGCUCCUGAGCCGAAGGUUUUUACUCCUAGAUCGGAUCAAGUUGGGGACCUCAUCACUGCUAGUUUGAAUCUGUUGUUCCGGUUGGGUACUGGUGUUUUUGUUAAUGGGUACUCGGUUUCUUUUGUUCCCAAGAAUGAGAUUCCUGCGGGCCAAUAUGGUCUUAGUGUUGGAGGCUUUAUAGCAAAAGAGAGCUCAAAACUAGGCCCCAGACCCGCGAAACCUAUCGAAAUAUACGAGUUUGAAGGCUGCCCUUUCUGCCGUAAGGUGAGGGAAAUUGUUGCAGUGUUGGAUCUUGAUGUGUUAUAUUAUCCUUGCCCGAGAAAUGGUCCAACGUUUCGUCCCAAAGUUGGUCAAAUGGGUGGGAAACAGAUGUUUCCUUACAUGGUAGAUCCAAAUACAGGAGUUUCGAUGUAUGAAUCAGAUGACAUUAUAAAAUAUCUUGUUGAGAAAUAUGGAGAUGGAAAUGUGCCAUUAUCUUUAUCACUUGGCCUGCUGACAACUUUGAGUGCGGGUUUUGCCAUGAUAGGUCGUAUGGGAAAGGGGAGCAUGUAUACGAAAGCAAAAAUGCCACCACAACCUCUUGAAGUAUGGGCGUAUGAGGCGUCACCUUUUUGCAAACUUGUGCGUGAAGUACUUGUAGAAUUGGAGCUGCCGCAUCUUCUUCACAGUUGCGCUCGUGGCAGCCCAAAACGACAGGAAUUCUAUGAGAAGAUUGGGCACUUCCAGGCACCUUAUCUAGAGGAUCCAAACACGGGGGUGAAAAUGUUUGAGAGUGCUGCAAUAAUCGAUUAUUUGCGAGCUACAUAUGCUCUUUGAUAAGGAAAAGUGAUUUUAAUGAUUUAUUAAAGUUGUUCUUGAACCCUUUUUAUGUAUAUUAAUUUGAUGGACAUUAGAGAAUACUUUCUUAUAAAGGUGUAUUGUAAUAGAAAUAUAUGUAUAAGUGUACUUGUAUAUCUACAUUUUGUACAAAUGAUGUUGACAGUAAGUUCAAAACUCAGGAAUCCUAUGUUUGGUUGGCAUAAAA